AUAACUAAAAUCAAAAUUGUCAUUAUAUAAUGAAUUAGCUAUUUAUUAGCUGAAUACAGUUAAAAAGUUUAUUUUAUAUUAUUUUUAAAUAAAAUAUUUUUGUUGUUUUCAAAUGAUAUAAUACUGUAAUAUUAUGGGAAUUUUGGGAAAAUUAAUUGCUUUGGCUAUUUUAACGGCAAUAACUGCUAUUGUUUUCCAAUUAUUUAUAAAAAGUGAUAAAUUAGAUUUACUUCAAACAGAGCCCAAAUGGUUUGGCAAAAAUAAACUUAAAUCUGGCGAACCAUUACCUAAAGAUCCCGAUACUAUCAACAAGUUUACAGUCAACAUAUCGGAUGAAGUACUCAGUGAACUUAAACAACGUCUCCGAUCGACCCGUUUUGUGAAACCACUGCCAGACAGUCAAUUCAAUUAUGGCUUUAAUGGUGAUUAUCUUAAACAAGUGGUCGACUAUUGGCUAACAAAGUUUGAUUGGCGUAAACAGGAAAAGGAGUUAAACAAAUACAAUCACUUUAAAACAAAGAUCAGUGGUAUUGAUAUACACUUUAUUCACAUAAAACCAACGAAACCGGCAAAAACUAUCGUUCCCUUAAUGUUAAUUCAUGGAUGGCCUGGAUCAAUUUGGGAGUUUUACAAAACAAUUCCACUAUUGACUGAACCGACAGCAGAUGGUCUGGCAUUUGAAGUAAUCUGUCCAUCGAUUCCCGGUUAUGGCUUUUCAGAGGCACCGAAUCAGUCGGGUCUCGAUAGUAUACAAACGGCACAUAUUUUUAUUAAACUUAUGAAAAAAUUAAAUCACAAUAAUUUUGUUGUGAAUGGCGGUGAUUGGGGCAGUUUUGUGGCCAGAUCUAUGGCCAAACUGUAUCCACAAAAUAUACGUGGAUUACAUUUAAAUCUAAACUCAUGUAUGAUUCCAAAAGGGAUACAUUUUGUCAAAUAUUUGACUGCAAUGUGGUUUCCGAAACUAGUGUUUGAAAAUCCCGAUCGGGAUUACCCGAGAAUAUUUCCGCUUAAAAAGCGAUUCCAGUUUUUGAUGAGAGAAUCGGGCUAUUUUCAUAUACAGGCCACCAAACCGGACACCGUUUCUGCCGCACUGGCCGAUAGUCCUGCGGGUUUAGCCGCGUAUUUGUUGGAAAAGUCUGCAAUGGCCUCCAAUGCUCAGAAUAUAGACAAAUGGGACGGUGGACUUACAGAUGGCUAUACAUUAGAUGAAUGGUUGACUGGUGUUAUGCUUUACUGGGUGUCCGACAAUGUGGCCGCAACUUUUCGGUUUUAUAAGGAAAACGUAGAAUCAGUAUUUGGAUACAAUUGGGAUGAACAACCUAUUGAUGCCACUGUACCAGUAGGUGUGGCCAACUUUCCUAACGAGAUAUCCCAUUGUCCUAAAGAGUUGGUCGGCUAUAAGAUUCUCAAUUUAGUACACUUUACCGAACAGCCCCGUGGCGGCCAUUUUGCGGCCUUUGAAGAACCGAAACUUUUUGCUGACGAUAUCAAGUUAUUUGCGAAAAAUGUUUUAGACAUUGAAAAACAGUCAACAAAACAACAAAAAUAGUUUUACAAAUAAUUAUAUUGUUAUGUAAUGUGAUAUUAAUUUAUCAAUGUCUAAAAUGCUCAUUAUUGUUAUAAUUAAUUUGAUGGAUAAUAUUUUAUGUGACAAACUUUUA
Molecule: messenger RNA, 1661 nt
Organism: Oppia nitens
Lineage: Eukaryota; Metazoa; Arthropoda; Arachnida; Sarcoptiformes; Oppiidae
Product: epoxide hydrolase 1-like
Exons: 6
Coding region: 134-1549 (471 amino acids)
Biological process (GO): epoxide metabolic process
Molecular function (GO): epoxide hydrolase activity
Source: RefSeq, a predicted model, not a curated record